This is a messenger RNA of Entamoeba invadens IP1, 2541 nucleotides long. RefSeq lists its product as hypothetical. The transcript has a single exon. Gene Ontology annotation, molecular function: protein binding. The record is from RefSeq and is a predicted model, not a curated record. Lineage: Eukaryota; Evosea; Mastigamoebida; Endamoebidae. The annotation marks the transcript as partial.
AUGGGUCUAACGAUGAAUAUUCAAUUAGUCAAUAAAGGAUAUGGUGUUGGUGAAUUACUUCAAGGAUUUGUUUGUAUCACCACCCCAAAGCGUGUGAUAAUGACGCAUUUACACUUUAAUUUACAAGGCGAGACGGUGAUGUCUACCAAUGCCAACGACAAGAAAUCCCCCAAAACGAAUUAUAACUUCUUCUUAUCUCGAAAUUACCCGCCUCUUGCCGAGCAAUUGUCCCACUCGACUGAACCAUAUUACCAUGAAUUAGUCCCCGGCUCACACUUCUUCCCAUUCUCUAUUACAAUUCCUAUAGUCUCUCAUCCUUCAAUCCAUUUCAUUAAUGGCGUUGGCGUCUAUUAUACCCUCAUCGCUACUUUACAAACACUGAAGACAAAAGACGACGAGAAAAUUAAAGAAGAGUUCCCGACUUAUACCACCGCCGUUGAAGUCCCUAUUUUGUUCUGUAUAGCUGACAUGGUGAACUACCCCGUUAAAGAAAGUUGCUCACGAGACGGCGUAUUAGUCAAAUUACAGAUCGAACAGGGGGUGGUACCAAAUCAAGACGCUACGGUAUUGGUGACAGUAAGUAAUAACACAAGAACACCAUUCCGCCCCCUCAUGAUGUGGUAUAGUGAACAUUUAUAUCGUGAGACGUAUAUCCAAUCCCACGGCGGGAUAUUGGAGUUGGAAGAAGUCCCAAAACUGUUACAAAAGACGUACACCAUCGAUACAUCAAAGUUGUUCCCAACAAUAGAAGAAGACGAUUUUAAUGUAAAGUCAUACGUCGAACUUCGCGUACAAAUUAAGAAGAAGCCCGUUGUGUCAGUUAAAGUACCUUUGCAUGUUGGAUGGUCAAAGAUGAAGGAAGAAGUGAAUCGAAGUCGUUCGGAGUUGGUUGGGAUAGAAUACACGCCGGACAAAGUCGCGUUCUAUGGGAAUCAUAUGCGACCGACACCCGAGUGCGGGGAGGUGAUCGAACGAUUUGAGAACAACGGGAAUGCGUUUUAUGUGAAUCAUUUGUGGAGGAAAUGUUAUGAAGAUGAAAGAUGUACCAAUUUCUUAGAUGUGAGAUAUCCACUGCCAGAAAUCUUCAAUCUGCCGAAAGGAUGGGGAAUGGGAUGCGAUCGAGGAGAACUCUAUUUUAUUAAUUGGAAUAAGAAAUAUACCACGUGGAUCGACCCAAGAACAUUCGAACAAAGAAACGUCAAGGCUCUCACUUUAUUGGUCACCGUGCUAAAAGGGAGAAAUUUCCCGGUUUUUAAAGGAAAAGAGGCCCAAUUUUAUGGGAUGGCAAUCGACAAAAAUAAUACCCCUGUCAAAACGGGAAUCUCAAGUAAAGGGGCGGACCCAAUCUGGACGGAAGAGAACGUUUUGACAAUCCAAAAUGAUGAGGAAAGAGAAAAUAUUGUGAUUUUAUUUUUUGCUAAUAAAAAAUGUGUGGGGGGGAUCGAUCUGCCGACGUGGAGAGUCUCCAAAAAUGGAGUUGAGGAAUGGUACCAACUCAAAAAUUUCUGUGAUUUUGGAAUUCCUCAAACGGGUGAGGUUUUGAUGAGGUUUAUGUGGGAAGGAGACGCCCCAUCAACACAACCGCAACGCAUCCAAAUGAGGUUUGAGCCGUUUUAUUGUAACACCGAAGCAACAAAAGAACAAGAAAAAUAUAUCAAUAAAUUACGGACAAAGAAAGGAGAAAAUACAAUUGAAUUUAAAGUUGGAGGAGAUCUUAUAUCCGGAAAGAAAGGCCUUUACCAGGAAAGUGGAGUUUGUGAGAACAAUCUGGUGAUGGGGAAAGCGAUGAAUUAUGACGUGGAAAGUAUUGGGUCUCAGGUAAUGGAUGAGAGUUUUGUGAUACCGAAAGACGAAGAAGAAAUCAAGAGCGAAAGUAAAGAGAAGAUUGAAAGUGACGAAAAGAAAGAAAAAGUCUCAACCGCAGCUAAAAAAAUGCAAGAAAGAAGAUUGGAACUUGAAAACUCGUUACGAAUCAUUGGAUUGGACAAAGAAAAAGUUGUGAGUGAUGACGAGGAGAUUGAAAAAAUCAUUGCAAAAUCUCCCCGAUUGAUGGAAGCGAACAAAGAAAAUAAGAACAAUCUCGAGAUUGCUGAGAGGAAAAGCGAAACGCCGAAGAAAGAUGAAACAAUUACGAACAAACCAACUGAAAAUGACGAAGAUGAUGAAGUCCAAGAGUUAAUGAAAAUCAUGGAAAAAGCGAAAAAAGAGGAAGAACACCCGAAAGAGAAAACAAAUCUUCCGCCGCCAACAUUUAAAAAAGAAAAAUCAGUUCGAGAUAUUAUAAACUUGGUUAGCAGUAGUACUUUUGACUCAGAUAGUGAUGACGAUAACAUUUAUUUUGAAAAGAAAAUGAAAGAAAGUGAAGAACGUGUCAAAGCGAUGCAAGAAACUCUCAAAAAAGAACAAGAAGAGAAAAAACGGAUUGAAGAGAUGAAACGCAAAGAAAUAGAAGAGCGGAAAAAAGCUGAAGAAGAAGAAAAGAGGCGGAAAGAGGAAGAAGAGAUUGAGAAAGAGAAAGAGAGAGUGAGAUUUAAUGAAGAG